GGUGCUACUUGAAACGUUUUGUUCCGAGUAACUAAAUCUUAACAACAACAAACAAGUACUUACCGCACUUAAAUACCUCUUACCAUCGAGCAUAUAUUAAGAGGUGACCUCUCGUUACAAGGAAAAAUAUAAAAUAGUCAAAGCACUGGCUAAAUAUCUCCAGUCGACCAACAAAUUGGCCCACAUUUGACCCGCGACACAUUUAUACCUGGCGCCACAAACAGCCAAACACAGACAACAACUGUCUGGCCGCAGCACCAAGGAUCAGUUGACGCCAUAAACACAACACCCCGCCCUACAGUGUGGCAAGUCUUCCUCUAACACAUACCUCCAUGUAGUCACUGCUCCUCUAUCUACACCACAACACUACAAACACUUUUGAAAUCUUGUCAUUCUCAACAUUGUGUCUCUUGGCAUUUGUACUCGUGCAGUCAUCGGAAGGAAAAAGCUUUCAUGCAAACUGCAUGCACUGUCAAGGAGUGCUACCAUAAAGUCUAACUGUAAUUCACCUUUUAAAAAACAUCAUCAUAACUCAAAGAAAAAAACUAAAGCCUUGCCUAACUGUCAACAGUGACGUAUCUUUCAACACCACUCUUGCAGUCAUCGGAAAAUAUAACUGAAAACCUUCACACAAACGACCUACCUUAAAGCAGAAUUCGAGCUUCAUACCUUCUGAUGCAGAAAUACUUACUAGUGAAAAACACAGGAUUCUGAAAUCAGCUGAAAUAUAGGAAAUUAUAUUCAUAAAUUCAAGCUGUAAAAGAUGGCCGAGCUAAGUGGAAUGGGAGAAAUCACACGGGAAAAUGACUAUACAAAUGUGGAUUUAGACCACUGUCAACACCAGCUAACAAAACAGCAGCAUAAGCCACCAGAACAGAACAAGCAGCCACCAGAACAGAACAAGCAGCCACCAGAACAGAACGAGCAGCCACCAGAACAGAACGAGCAGCCACCAGAACAGAACAAGCAGCCACCAGAACAGAACGAGCAGCCACCAGAACAGAACAAGCAGCCACCAGAACAGAACGAGCAGCCACCAGAACAGAACGAGCAGCCACCAGAACAGAACGAGCAGCCACCAGAACAGAACGAGCAGCCACCAGAACAGCAUCAAUCAUUUGGUCAGUCUGAACCACCAGAGCUUCAGCACCAACAACCAUUAAUUCUGCAAGAUUAUUCACUAGAAAAGCAGCACAAGAUACAAGCCCAACCACAAGAACAGUAUCAACCAUUAGAACAGUGCCAGAUACUUCAAAUGCAGCAUCAGCCACAAGAACAACAACAGUCACCAACACAGCAGCAAAAACCACAGAAACAGCAGCACCAGCCACAGGAACAGCAGCACCAGCCACAAGAGCAGCAGCACCAGACACAGGAACAGCAGCACCAGCCACAGGAACAGCAGCACCAGCCACAGGAACAGCAGCACCAGCCACAAGAGCAGCAGCACCAGACACAGGAACAGCAGCACCAGCCACAAGAGCAGCAGCACCAGCCACAGGAACAGCACCAGCCACGGGCUCAGCAGCAGCACCAGCCACAAGAACAGCAGCAGCACCAGCCCCAAGAACAGCAGCAGCAACCAUCAGAACAAAAGCACCAACCACCAGAAAAGCAGUGUCAGUCAUUACAACAACAUCUAGAACUGCAGCAUCAUAUAUCCUCACAGUGCCAGCCAUUUGAGUUAGGAGAAGGACAACAGCAGCAGGUAGUAUUACAAGAGCUCACACCUCCAGAAGAAAGGUGCCAUUCAUUAAAACAGAAUUACCAACCAUUGGAACAACAGCCUCACUCACCAAAACAGCAGCAUCAGACACUGAAGCAGGAGUCCCAAAUACCAAACCACCAUCACCUACUAGGGCAGCAACACCAAAUAGCAGACCACCACCAUUCAUUUAAACAUCACCAGCAAUCUCCACAACAGCAACAGCUAAAUUAUUCAAAACAGCCACCUGAGCAACAGCAGCAGAGUUUAAAACAGCACGAACAACCAAUGGAGCCACAGUGUCGAACAGCCAAGCAGCAGAAGCUGCAGUUACAGGAACAGUUUCAGCCAAAGUUAAAUAAAUGUAUGCAGCUGUCAAAUACACAGCAACAGUUAAAUACAAAGCAGCAGCAACAAUGCAAAGCAAAAGAACAGCAGAAAAACCGUCCAACUUUGCAGCAAGAGAAACAAAUUUUGCAACAAACUAAAAAACAGAAAAAAAAUUUAGCUGGUGAAAACCAGGAACGCAUCAACUACCUUAUCCAAGUAUCACGGGCAAUGACCAGCAUGGACACUGGGACCUCCAACCCAUCCUCUGUUUCUGAUAACCAUGUACUUGCAGCACAGACUGGUGCCUUGGCAACAGCCAUUGGUCGGCGUUGUGUCAUGCGCUUAGCACCAGCGAUUAAACGAACAUUGUGUAAGGGAUGUGGAAUGGUAUUAGUGUAUGGUGUAAAUGCUAAGGUUCGACACAAAUCAAAACGACAGAAGCACUUGGUGGUGACAUGUCUCACGUGUCAUACCAUUAAAAGGUUUGUAAACAAUCCCAAACACAAACUUUGGUGUGAGCAGGAAGAGGCCAUCAUAUAAAUAACUAAUAAGUGUGAGAGUUUGUAAGAAUAAUUAUUCAAAGAUUAAAAGCAAUGCUUUAUUGUUGCAUAUUUUGUAUCCUUUGUGUUUUAAGUGAGCUGUUUAUAUUGCACUCAGAAUAAAAUGAGAAGAGAGUAAA
Molecule: messenger RNA, 2714 nt
Organism: Procambarus clarkii (red swamp crayfish)
Lineage: Eukaryota; Metazoa; Arthropoda; Malacostraca; Decapoda; Cambaridae
Product: involucrin
Biological process (GO): tRNA processing
Cellular component (GO): nucleolar ribonuclease P complex
Source: RefSeq, a predicted model, not a curated record